CUGACCCGGUAGCCGCAUAUCAGCUGGCCGCCGCUGAAGCAAGAAGAGGACAACAAACCUAUGGAAAGCGUUAUCGCAAAUCUUUUCUGAAAGGGAAUAAAUGAGAAAAUCGCGGUUAUAAAGACAGGAAGUAGUCUUCAACAGCUAGCGAGAGCGCUAAAUGUACCAGAAGUAACGGACCCGGUUCUCAACAAGGUGGAGUUUUGUGAGCGAGGGCUACCCAUCGAUUGCGCUUUACGCUAUUCGGUUACCAGAUGCAGGAACCUGAUCGACAGGUUGCGCGAAGAUAAGAGCUGCCUUUUCUGGAAGUAUUAAACCCUUACACCAGAACAAACAAGCAAAGAAGAACAGUAAUUGGAUUUCCUAUAUGGAAUUAAAUGAAAGAGUUUUAAAGAAAUAUCAGAUUCUUUUUUUUUUUUUACACACAAUUCGCAUUUAGACAUGUCUUCUUUAACGAUGUGUGAAUGACUGCUGUAUAUGGAACGAACACAUCCUGUCAUUUGAAGUGAAGUUUGUGCGUAACAGGUCGCUGAGAACACAACAUUUACAUAGACGAAGGACUGAUGAAAACGAACCGGGCAGAGUAGAGGAAGAAGAAGGUAGUUAGUUUAAGCGAUAUGGCUGAAUUGUGGGGUAGGGGACACUGUCUGGAACUACUCAAAGAGUCUGGAUGCUAGUUAUAGAACAUGGCAACAUAUCCCUGGGCAUCGGUAGCCUCAGAAUAAUGCCUAAAGGUAAACAUAGUUACUAUCCGGACUCUCCCUCUAUCCGCAUAUCCAAGAUGGAUGUGAUCAUCCCGUUCUCCCCAGAUGUGCCCUGUGAUAGCAACGGGCAGCGCAUGUGGUGGGCUUUCCUCGCCUCCUCCAUGGUUACGUUCUUUGGGGGUCUCUUCAUCAUUCUGCUCUGGAGAUCUCUCAACUACCUGUGGACCGUCUGCUGCCACUGUAAUACCAAAAAAAAGAAUGUUCAUCGUGUCCAUCACCCUAUCUCCCAUGGGGAUGGCGUCAAGCACACCAAGGAGACGGUGGCUGCACUCAGCGAGGUGGGCUGGAUGACCUCCGUCAAAGAUUGGGCCGGGGUCAUGAUAUCAGCCCAGACACUGACGGGCAGGGUCCUGGUGGUGCUUGUCUUUGCCCUCAGCAUCGGAGCCCUUGUAAUAUACUUCAUCGAUUCCUCUGACCCCAUCGAGUCCUGUCAGAACUUCUACAAAGACUUCACGCUACAGAUCGACAUGGCUUUCAACGUCUUCUUCCUCUUGUACUUUGGUCUUCGGUUCAUAGCGGCCAAUGACAAGCUGUGGUUCUGGCUGGAGGUGAACUCGGUGGUGGACUUCUUCACUGUUCCCCCGGUGUUCGUGUCCGUCUAUCUCAACAGGAGCUGGCUUGGCUUACGGUUUUUAAGGGCCUUAAGAUUGAUACAGUUCUCAGAAAUCUUACAGUUUUUGAAUAUAUUAAAAACAAGCAAUUCCAUAAAACUGGUGAACUUGUGUUCAAUCUUCAUAAGCACAUGGCUAACAGCUGCAGGCUUCAUACAUUUGGUGGAAAACUCAGGGGAUCCUUGGGAAAACUUCCAAAAUUCCCAGUCACUUUCCUACUGGGAAUGUGUCUACUUACUGAUGGUUACCAUGUCCACUGUGGGCUAUGGAGACGUGUAUGCCAAAACUACCCUGGGACGACUUUUCAUGGUGUUCUUCAUCCUCGGUGGUUUGGCCAUGUUUGCGAGCUACGUCCCUGAAAUCAUAGAGUUAAUAGGAAACCGCAAGAAAUAUGGUGGUUCCUAUAGUGCUGUUAAUGGGAGAAAGCACAUCGUGGUCUGUGGUCAUAUUACCCUUGAAAGUGUGUCCAACUUCCUUAAAGACUUCCUACACAAGGACAGGGAUGAUGUCAAUGUAGAAAUUGUUUUUCUCCAUAAUAUUUCCCCUAAUCUUGAGCUGGAAGCCUUGUUCAAGCGGCACUUCACCCAGGUGGAGUUCUACCAGGGAUCUGUUCUCAACCCACACGACCUGGCCAGAGUCAAGAUAGAGUCAGCAGAUGCCUGUUUGAUCCUAGCUAAUAAAUACUGUGCAGACCCUGAUGCUGAGGAUGCUUCCAACAUCAUGAGGGUGAUAUCCAUCAAGAACUACCACCCGAAGAUCAGAAUCAUUACCCAGAUGUUGCAGUACCACAACAAGGCCCACCUUUUGAACAUUCCCAGUUGGAACUGGAAGGAGGGUGACGAUGCCAUUUGCCUUGCUGAGCUGAAGCUUGGCUUCAUCGCACAGAGUUGUCUGGCUCAGGGCCUCUCCACCAUGCUGGCCAACCUCUUCUCCAUGAGGUCCUUUAUCAAGAUUGAAGAGGACACGUGGCAGAAGUAUUAUCUGGAAGGAGUAGCCAAUGAAAUGUAUACUGAGUACCUGUCUAGUGCCUUUGUGGGCUUAUCCUUCCCCACCAUUUGUGAACUCUGCUAUGUGAAGCUAAAGCUGCUACUGAUCGCUAUCGAGUACAAGUCUGAUAUACGGGAAAGCAGCACUCUCAUCAACCCCGGGAACCAUGUGAAGAUGCAGGAAGGAACCUUGGGGUUCUUUAUCGCCAGCGAUGCCAAAGAAGUUAAGAGGGCACUUUUCUACUGCAAAGCUUGCCACGAUGACAUCACAGAUCCUAAAAGGAUAAAGAAAUGUGGAUGCAAACGAUUGAUCUAUUUGGAAGAAGAGCAGCAGUCAGCUGUUUCGCCUAAAAAGAAACAAGGCAAUGGAAACACGAGGAACUCACCCAACGGUUCACCAAAAAUGAUGAGGCAUGACCCUCUCCUCAUGCCGGGGAACGAACAGAUUGACAACAUGGACGUGAACGUGAAGAAGUACGACUCCACAGGGAUGUUCCACUGGUGCCAGUCCAAAGACAUCGAGAAGGUCAUCUUGACCCGGAGCGAAGCUGCCAUGACUGUUCUAAGCGGCCACGUGGUCGUCUGUAUAUUUGGAGACGCAAAGUCGGCUUUGGUGGGCCUUAGGAACCUUGUGAUGCCUCUGAGAGCUAGCAACUUCCACUACCACGAGCUGAAACCCAUCGUGUUUGUGGGUUCCCUGGAGUACCUGAAGAGGGAAUGGGAGACCCUUCACAACUUCCCCAAAGUCUCCAUCUUACCUGGCACACCAUUGAGCCGGGCCGAUCUGAGGGCCGUCAAUAUCAACCUCUGUGACAUGUGUGUCAUCCUGUCGGCCAAUCAGAGCAAUAUCGACGACGCUUCACUGCAGGACAAGGAAUGUAUCCUGGCGUCACUCAACAUCAAGUCUAUGCAGUUUGACGACAGCAUCGGGGUGUUGCAGGCUACCUCCCAAGGUUUUACCCUGCCAGGCAUAGACAGGUCCUCUCCUGAAAACAGUCCAGUUCACGGGGGGUUGGUCCGACAGGCUUCCAUCACAACAGGAGCCAAUGUCCCCAUCAUCACUGAACUAGCACCGUUAGUAAAAGCAGCAGGCAAAGUCCUACCUGUGAUUUCAUUCAGUCAGGAUACAAGCAGUGGGAUCAACAUACACAUAAUAACAGAACUGGUGAAUGACUCCAAUGUUCAGUUCCUGGACCAGGAUGAUGACGACGACCCUGACACAGAGUUGUACCUCACUCAGCCCUUCGCCUGUGGGACGGCUUUCGCAGUCAGCGUGCUGGAUUCCCUGAUGAGUGCUACAUACUUCAAUGAUAAUAUCCUCACCCUGAUCCGGACGCUGGUAACAGGGGGGGCCACUCCGGAGCUGGAGGGUCUGUUGGCGGAGGAGAACGCAUUACGAGGAGGCUACAGCACGCCACAGACCCUCGCUAACCGGGACAGGUGUCGUGUUGCACAGCUAGCCUUGUACGACGGGCCUUUCGCUGACUUGGGGGAUGGUGGUUGCUACGGUGACUUGUUUUGUAAAGCGUUAAAAACAUACAACAUGCUUUGCUUCGGAAUUUACCGAUUGAGGGACGCCCAUCUAAACACACAAAGUCAUACAAGUCAAUGCACUAAACGAUAUGUAAUAACCAACCCACCGUAUGGUUUUGAGCUGGUGCCAUCAGACCUGAUCUUCUGCCUGAUGCAGUUUGACCACAACGCGGGUCAGUCCCAGGCCAGCCUCACCCAUAGCUCCCACUCCUCCCAUUCCUCCAGCAAAAAGAGCUCCUCCGUCCAUUCUAUCCCCGCCACCAACCGCACCAACCGCGCCAAGAGCAGGGACUCACGGGAUAAACAAAAGAUGAAUAGAAUGGGCCACGAAAAGACAUGCUUUAUAGAUGAGCCUGAGAACGCAGCCUACCCCAGGAAGUCACACUCUAGUCACACAGCCAACCACCAGGUCAACCACCAGGUUAACCAGAACCCUUACAAAUCCACCAACAACCUCAUCCCGUCCAUCAGAGAGGUGGAGGACGAAUACUGAACUACAGAACCCAAUGUUGAGACCUACCGUACAACCCACCUGGAGAACACCUGGAACUAGAGCCCAAGAACAGCUAGAACCCACCUACAGAACACCUGGAACUAGAACACAAGAACAGCUAGAACCCACCUACAGAACACCUGGAAAUAGAACACAAGAACAGCUAGAACCCACCUACAGAACACCUGGAACUAGAACACAAGAACAGCUAGAACCCACUUACAGAACACCUGGAACUAGAACCCAAGAACAGCUAGAACCCAACUAGAGAACGCAUGGAACUAGAACACAAGAACAGCUAGAACCCACCUAGAGAACGCAUGGAACUCCACCCUGAUCCAGUGGAACUGGAAUCUGAAGAACAAUUUAAAACUAGAAUCCUUAGUUGCUACAUCAAUUCAUGAACUUAUAAAUGAAUGAUCAAAACAUCAAUGCUGCAUAAUAAACCUCACGGAAAAGUGCGUAUGUACAGUAGCUACAGUAACAUCAUAUCAACAGGCUUUCUGACAUCUUUUAUACAUAUGAAUAUGUAAAUGAAGUAAUAGACAUAUAAAUACAAUCAGAUGUCAAUCAGAUGUACAAGUCAGUCAGUCACUAAUGCUAACACUGUAGUUUACACAGCCAGUUCCUUAGUGACCAGACUCCAUCAGUUUAACCAUUUUGGAGAAUGAGGGUCGCUUCAGUCAGAGUAGCAAAGCAACGCAAUGCCAGAUAACAUAUGAUGAAACAUUAUAAUAGCGUGUUAUCAAACUGGACUGAUUAUUUGCCAAUAAAAAAACCAUAUAUA
This is a messenger RNA of Oncorhynchus mykiss (rainbow trout), 5174 nucleotides long. The record is from RefSeq and is a predicted model, not a curated record. Lineage: Eukaryota; Metazoa; Chordata; Actinopteri; Salmoniformes; Salmonidae.